Carica papaya (papaya) is the source of this 648-nucleotide messenger RNA. RefSeq lists its product as uncharacterized. The record is from RefSeq and is a predicted model, not a curated record. Lineage: Eukaryota; Viridiplantae; Streptophyta; Magnoliopsida; Brassicales; Caricaceae.
CACGCUAUAAAAACCUACUCCGACGUCAAAAAGCUUUCCACCUUUAAGCCUCGUCGAAUUCAAAAUCCCAACCCAAAAAGUUAAAACAAAAGGGAUUAGGAAGAAGACAUGACUCACGCACCUUCCUUUCCUCUUCUUCUAUUCUCCUCUCUGGCCAUUCUUCUUGCCAUUGCUAGAGCAGACGAGAGAGCUCCUCACGGCCUAGUUUACGAGAGUCCAAUGGCUUUUUCGCCUGCAGCAUUCGACUUCUUCCAUCCGAACAGAACAGAGCCUGCCGCUAAAAAACCGGGUGAUGAAACCGAUCGCUCGUGGCCUCAGGCAGCAAAAGUAGAUGCCACAAAAGCACAAGAAGUUACCAAGACAUUACCGGCUAGCAAAGGUGGAGGUAGAGUUUCUACAGGAGGAAUUGCCGGAAUUGUAUUUGGUCUUGCAGUUCUGGUGCUACUGUCAAUGGGUGUUUAUUACGUGCUCGUCGCUCGGCGGACAAAUAUGGGUCGAGCCAACACUGUUAAACCUGAUGUUUGAUCCGAUCACAAAGGCAGAGACUUUUUUUUUUUUUGCUUGUUUAAAUUAAGGUAACUAAUCAGUAAUGUAGCCCUUGUAUUCUAUUUGUCAUAGUGAUGAGACUCAUGGAAGUUUGGUGUUAAA